Molecule: messenger RNA, 8040 nt
Organism: Chelmon rostratus (copperband butterflyfish)
Lineage: Eukaryota; Metazoa; Chordata; Actinopteri; Chaetodontiformes; Chaetodontidae
Product: receptor-type tyrosine-protein phosphatase mu-like
Exons: 38
Coding region: 179-4681 (1500 amino acids)
Biological process (GO): protein dephosphorylation
Cellular component (GO): membrane
Molecular function (GO): protein binding; protein tyrosine phosphatase activity
Source: RefSeq, a predicted model, not a curated record
CGCAGUCCCGUCUGUCUGCCUGUCUGUGUGUCUGUCGGAGCGGCAGACAGGAGACGAGAGAAGAAGAAGAAAGAAAGAGAAGAAGAGGAGGAGGAGGAGGAGGAGGACGAGGAGGAAUAAGUGCGUUCGGAGUUGCUCGGUAGUUUUCCUUCGCGCUCCGGAGGGUCUCGGUGUGGACAUGGAGCGGACUGGAACUUUCCGUCUCUCCGCGGCACUCUUACUGGUUUCACUGGGACUAACGGGCGCGCGGGCCGACACCUUCAAAGCCUGUCUGUCUGGUCAGUCUCCAGACUGCACUCUGGUACAGUCCAAAGAGGACGACUUCGACUGGGAACAAGGAGACACCCGAGACCGGCUGGCUAGCAACCCCUGGAUCCCCGCAGGUUCCUCCUUCCUGUUUGUGAACACAUCAGGUCGUUAUGGAGGUCAGCGCGCUCAGCUGCUGCUGCCGCCGCUCAAGGAAAACGAUACGCACUGUGUCAGCUUCCUGUUUUACCAGGCGGGAGGCCGCGAGGGCGCCACACCCGCAACACUCAACAUCUACAUCAAAGAGAACAACAGUCCUCUGGGUGUUCCUGUCUUCAACUCGUCAGGCCCCGCCUACCAUAUUUGGAAAGGGGUGGAGCUUGCCGUGUCCACCUUCUGGCCCAAUUACUACCAGGUGGUGUUCGAGGCGGUCAGCACUGGUCAGAGAGGAGUCCUGGCCAUCAAGGACAUCACACUGCAGGGACACCAGUGCAUGAGCACACCUCACUUCCUGCACAUCAAAGGCGUGGAGGUGAACGCGGGACAGACGGCGACGUUUCACUGUACCAUUAAUGGACGACCGCAGAGCAACCUGCUGCUCUACCUGCAGGGCAUGGGCGGUCGUCAGGCAGUCGUCAGGGAAACUAAACCAGUGAACUCUCGGCGUUACGUGGCGAGUUUUGACGUGGAGAACACGACGAAGGGCGACUCCGGACGCUAUCGCUGCAUCGUCCAAUCCGAGCGAGGCGUGGGCGUGUCCUCCUACGCUGACCUGACGGUUAAACAACCUCCAGUACCGAUUGCCCCUCCUCAGCUGACAGCAGUGGGCGCCACCUACCUGUGGAUCCAACUCAACGCCAACUCCAUAAAUGGAGAUGGACCAAUCAUUGAGAGAGAGGUGGAGUACCGUACGAUGUCGGGCAUGCUGAUCGACACCAUGCCUGUCGAUAAGCCCACUCACAAGAUAGGACACCUGGACCCCGACACUGAGUACGAGAUCAGCGUGCUGCUCACCAGGCCCCUGGAUGGAGGCACCGGAAACCCCGGACCACCUCUAAGAGCCAGAACCAAGUGUGCAGAUCCGAUGCACGGCCCGCGGCGUCUCGAGGUCGUCGACAUUCAGUCCAAACAGGUGACGAUACGGUGGGAACCUUUCGGCUACAACGUGACCCGCUGCCACAGCUACAACCUGACUGUGCAGUACCGCUACAGACCUGCGGGGGCGCCCAGCAGGGAGCCAGUGAAGGAGGAGGUGCGGGAGGAAGUGGUGUACGACACCCUGAGCGCCGUACCACAGCACGCCGUGCGUAGCCUUCCGCCGUUCACCAACGUCAGCCUGAGACUCGUCCUGAGUAACCCCGAGGGACGCAAGGAGAGCGAGGAGCUGCUGGUGCUGACGGACGAGGACGUUCCCGGAGCCGUUCCGGUGGAGUCCAUCCUGGGCAGCAGCUACGAGCAGCAGAUCAGUCUGAGCUGGAGAGAACCGCUGCAGACCUACGGCCUCAUCCGGCAGUACGAGAUCUCCUACAAAGCCCUGAGCUCCUUCGACACAGAGUUUGACCUGUCCAAUCAGAGCGGCAAGGUGUUCAAAGCGGCCAAUGAGACGAGCCACAUUUUCACCGGCCUUUACCCGGGCUCCACCUACUCCUUCACAAUAAGAGCCUCAACCAUCAAAGGCUUCGGCCCUCCAGUCAUUACCCAGUUCACCACCAAGAUCUCAGCUCCUCUGAUGCCGGCGUAUGAUCAGGAGUCUCCUCUCAAUCAGACCGACUCAACCGUCACCGUCCUGCUGAAACCAGCUCAGAGCCGAGGAGCUCCAGUCAGUAAAUACCAGGUGGUGGUGGAGGAGGAGCGCCCCCGCAGGCAGAGGAGAGGUGCUGCAGAGAUCCUGCGCUGUUAUCCGGUGCCCAUUCACUUCCAGAACGCCACGCUGUUCGACUCGCAGUAUUACUUCAGUGCCGAGCUGCCGAUGAGCGAGCUGAGAGCGCCGAUGCCCUUCUGCGUCGGUGAUAACAGGACCUACAGUGGUUACUGGAACACCCCCCUGCUGCCUCAUAAGAGUUAUGGGAUCUACUACCAGGCUGUCAGCACCGCUAACGGGGAGACAAAGAUCGACUGCGUGCGCGUGGCCACUAAAGCUGCUAUAAUCGUCACCCAGCUCACCACGCCGUACAUUCGCAUCGCGCCGGCGGCUGGCGACAAGCAGCUAACAGGAGCUGCGACCAGGAAACCAGAACCAGAACAGGAGAAACCGUCAGAUCACACGGUGAAGAUCGCUGGAUCCAUCGCCGGCAUCCUGCUCUUCAUCAUCAUCUUCCUUGGAGUCAUCCUGCUGAUGAAGAAACGACGAAGAACUUAUCACUCCUACACUUACUACCUGAAGCUGGCGAAGAAGAGGAAGGAAACUCUGAGCUCCAGACAGGAAAUGACUCUGAUGGUCAACAACUCCCAACACACAACAAUGGUGGACACACACACGCACACACUGAACGGACGCACUGUGUCGUCUCCGUCCUCCUUCACCCUGAAGACAAACACCAUCAGCACCACCGUCCCCAACUCCUACUAUCCAGAUCCCUUCGUACCGACGGCCAUUCUGGAUGACAGCCACACUAUGACCAGCGAAACCAGUAGCCUGGUCCAGUCCCACUAUAAGCAGCGGGAGUCGGAGCGGGAAGCGUUGCCCUAUCAGACGGGUCAGCUGCACCCAGCCAUCCGAGUGGCCGACCUGCUGCAACACAUCACGCAGAUGAAGUGUGCCGAAGGUUACGGCUUCAAGGAGGAGUAUGAGAGUUUUUUCGAGGGACAGUCCGCUCCGUGGGAUUCAGCCAAAAAGGACGAGAACCGCAUGAAGAAUCGCUAUGGAAACAUCAUCGCCUAUGACCACUCGCGUGUGCGUCUGCAACCUCAGGACGGAGAGAGCGGCUCCGACUACAUCAACGCCAACUAUGUCGACGGCUACCACAGACCCAACCACUACAUCGCCACCCAAGGUCCGAUGCAGGAGACUGUGUAUGAUUUCUGGCGGAUGGUUUGGCAGGAGAAUACCGCCGCCAUCGUCAUGGUAACCAACCUGGUGGAGGUUGGGCGGGUGAAGUGUUGUAAGUACUGGCCAGACGAUACAGAGAUCUACGGCGACAUGAAGGUGACGCUGAUCGAGACUCAGCUGCUGUCAGAGUAUGUGAUCCGCACCUUCGCUGUGGAGAAGAGGGGUGUGGCAGAGAUCAGGGAGAUCCGUCAGUUUCAUUUCACCGGUUGGCCCGAUCACGGUGUGCCGCUUCAUGCCACCGGUCUACUGGGCUUCAUCCGCCGCGUCAAAGCCAAAACGCCACCAACCGCUGGCCCCACAGUGGUCCACUGCAGUGCGGGGGCGGGUCGUACAGGUUGUUUCAUAGUGAUUGACAUCAUGCUGGACAUGGCAGAGAGAGAGGGCGUGGUCGACAUCUACAACUGCGUCAGAGAACUAAGAGCACGAAGGGUUAACAUGGUCCAAACUGAGGAGCAGUAUGUCUUCAUCCAUGACGCCAUCUUGGAGGCGUGUCUCUGCGGUGACACUGCCAUUCCAGCCAAUCAGCUGCGGUCAGUUUACUAUGAGAUGAACCGAUUGGAUCCUCAGACCAACUCCAGUCAGAUUAAAGAGGAGUUCAGGACUCUGAACAUGGUGACGCCUACGCUGCGGGUGGAGGACUGCAGCAUCGCUCUGUUGCCUAGAAACCACGAGAAGAACCGCUGCAUGGACGUGUUGCCUCCGGACCGCUGCCUGCCGUUCCUCAUCACCAUCGACGGAGAGAGCUCCAACUACAUCAACGCUGCACUGAUGGACAGCUACAAGCAGCCGUCAGCGUUCAUCGUUACCCAGCAUCCUUUGCCUAACACAGUUAAGGACUUCUGGCGCCUCGUCCUCGAUUAUCACUGCACAUCCAUCGUCAUGCUGAACGACGUCGACCCUGCACAGCUCUGUCCUCAGUACUGGCCGGAGAAUGGCCUCCAUCGUCUCGGCUCCCUGCAGGUGGAGUUCGUCUCUGCAGAUCUGGAGGAGGACGUAAUCAGCCGCAUCUUCAGGAUCUACAACACGGCCAGGCCCCAGGAUGGGUACCGCAUGGUGCAGCAGUUCCAGUUCUUGGGCUGGCCGAUGUACCGGGACACGCCCGUCUCCAAGCGCUCCUUCCUCAAACUGGUUCACCAGGUGGACAAAUGGCAGGAGGAGUACGACGGAGGAGAGGGACGCACUGUGGUCCACUGCCUUAAUGGAGGAGGUCGCAGUGGUGUUUUCUGCAGUAUCAGUAUCGUGUGUGAGAUGUUGCGACAGCAGCGCUGCGUCGACGUUUUCCACGCCGUCAAAACGCUGAGAAACAACAAGCCAAACAUGGUGGACCUGCUGGAACAGUAUAAAUUCUGUUAUGAAGUUGCUCUGGAGUAUCUCAACUCUGCUUAGCCUCAACAACAGACGCUCCUUCAUCUUCCUCUUCGUCCCUCAGUGAUAACACUGCGCACAGUCUGACAAGAGGAAGAGGAGGGAGAGGAGGUCUACUACUGACUGAAGGAGGAGAGGAAGCAGUGAGGAGGAUGUUUUUGCACUGCCUUGUUUGACUGCGAGCAUGGACUCACCUCGUUACUCACCGUGUGUCACUUCGUUGUGCUGAACCUCGUUUUUUAUUGUUUUUGUCGUGUUGAUGAAACUAAAGGAACCAAAACGACGUCACACCUGAAGAGAGAAGCUUCAGUGCAUCGUGGUGGAGCAUCAGGGGACAGACUCAGAUCUACCUGAACUCACCUGUCCUGAUGCACUCAAACUCACCGUCUCUUCAUCCCCGUUUCUUUGUGUUUCCUCUUCAAGAACCAAAGCGGUGGUUGGUUUUCAGGCAGAUAACUUCACAGCGUCAGUCGCUUCCCAAAGCACACGGCUGCAUGUCACCCAGCGAACAACUCCUGUGUAUAUAAAGUGAAUUAAGAAGAAACUGGAGACUUUCUCUCAUAAUUACAUUAAACACGACGUCUCCAGCUUUUUCUGUCUCAUAAUCAUCAGAAAAGAUCUCAUGAUGACAAGGACACAUUUAAAAAUGGCUUUGACCCUCACAUGAAUGGGGAAAUGGUUGUCAGUGAUGUAAACACAGAGGCUGCACUGGGCUGACUGGGAACACUGGUAUGGUCGUUUAAAGAGCGUGAUGGCGCCCAGCGGCAGGAUGAGACGUAAAGAAAAUCAAUUCACACGUGGAGUCGAAACAGUAAAUUCUCUGAAUGAGUAUUUUCAUCUUUUCAUCAGCCUCAACGGGACGAUUUCAGAUUUUAAACAACGUCACAUCUGAUUGGUCGCAGAGCAACAUGACAUCAGAGCUAAUUGAGUCCCUGUCAGAUUUAAAUUAGAUCUGAAAUAAUCAGUAGAUUAAUCAACAGAACGCAUCACCAACUGUUCUGAUAACUGACCGUUCACCAAACCCCCGCCCAAACAGCGACUGUCCACCGUCACCUUGUGAGUGACGCUUGAGUACUGGAGGUACUGAAGUACUUUGUUCAUUUAGUACACAGUAUGCAGUACUGACUGUAGCAGGCAGUAAGUUAGUAGGUGAUUUCAAACAGUCUGUUCAUCUCCUCUGACGCAUGCUGCUAAUAUUAGCACGUCUGGCUAACUACCUCGUGUUACUGCCAAGCCUGGGAGGUAGCAUAUCGUUAGCUUAGCAAAACGCUGUUCACUGGUAGCACGUCAACUGUGUGAGAUGCUAUUAAAUUGUAUGCUAAUGUUAGCAGCUCUAUCCUGAUAUUUAUUUGACUCUUUACACUCCAACAACUCCAGACAAAGUUGUGUUUGAUAGCAUGUUUGAUCAGUUAGUCCUGAUCCUAAAACUCUUUGUCCCUGAAUGUUAGACUGAAAUCAGUCUUAUAUUUCAGACUGUUUGUCGUUAUUUCCAUGUCUUCAACUUCACUCGUCAACUUGACAACGAUCGCUGUUUACCUUGGACCUGUUAGCGUUAGCCUCAUUCUGUUAGCAUAUUAUCAUGUGUGUAGCCUCCAAAUGCGUUUUGUUUCUUUAUUCACAAGGACAAUUUACAUUAAUCUACAUUUCUGUGGAUGUGCCAGCUAGCUGGCUAAUUUUCAACCUCAUCCUUCAGAAAGAUUUUCUCACCAGCGAUCGUUGCACAGUAAGAUGCUAAAAUCACAACAAAUGUGACAAAGUCAGGAUGCACAAGAUGGUCCACAAAUCAAAGCCAGCAACAGGAGCAGUCAGACCCUUUAAUUUGUUAAAAUGAGCUCGCUGGAAACAUUCAAAAGUCAGGAGGAGGAUAACUUUAGUGUAGUUAGCUAGCAAGCUAGCAUCUAAAUCUGUCAGUGACAUGUGCAACAGUAACUGGGGGGGCUUUGAGAACGGUCUGUUGCAGAACAUUUUGUUUUGGUGCAACAUUUGCAUGUGGGGAGGCGAGCCCUGGCAUUAAAAUAAAAACUCAAUCUAAAGUCAACGGAACUCUAAAGAAGGGUAGCAGAGCUCGCUUGUUUAUGUUCGAACCAUCAGGGACCACGUUGGGCUAACUGAAAUAGCAUAAGUCAGUGUGUAGGCUGCUGGUGUUGUAGUGAGAGGGAUUCUGAUACACACAGAUAGUGGAAGAGUCUGCCACUGGCCGCCUCACGUAGGCCAGGCUUAUUCCCACAGUCUACAUCAAGCGACUCCAGCUUCAUAGAGACACAGCUGAGUGUCAUCAGCAUAAAGGAUGUGACUAAGGGCAGCGAACAGGAAGAACCUCAUGGAACACUGUAUAUUAAAGGUGAUGCUGAUGAAAUGUGGUUUUUAAUGAGGACAGGACGAUCGGUCACUAACACACAGUUCCAGAUAUCACAGCUGGAGCCAUCAAACCGACAGUUCAUUGAAUUUUUAAUAAACUGAUUUCAAUCCUGAUGAAUGAACAUCAUCUCUGCUGAGCUCGACGGUUCAUUCUCAACCUCAGCUCAAGGUCCACUUACCAGUGUUUGUUCCAGAACUUUCAGCCAUAUCUCAGGUUGAGUUUCUGCAGUUGCCAGUUUGAAUGUCAGUAUUUCCAUGGCAACUAUUCAAACUCAAUCUGCUGAUGAAGACUGCGUGAUAUGGUCAAGAGCACUGGAAAAAUCAAGAAGGAGCCUUGAGCUGAGGUUGUUUUGUCGUCUGUUUUUUUGUCUUUCCACUGAGAAACAUGAAGAUACAUAACAACACGCAGAUGUUUGUGUUGGAGACACUGUCUGUCCACACGUCUGUCUUCUUCAGUGGUGUUUCAUCUUUGCUGGACCAGAAAUGUUGUCUUUAAUUUGGGUAAAUCCAGAAUGAUCCCAAAUGUUUCACCCUGAUCCCCUUCAGGUUGCGGGUCUGUCUUUCUGUUCGUUGUCAGGUUUUGUUCUGUUUGUCUUCUCCUCAGCAGCUGGAUGAUGCUGGUCGGUGGUUUUGUUCUGGACAGAGAUUGAAGUGAGCUGUUAAUAAUGUAAAUAAAGCAGGAGGAAGCAGGAAGAAGAAUAUUUAUUCCUUCAGUUGUUCUCAGUGUUGAUGUUGUCAUCGUCGUUCUCGUGAAGCACACAGACAGAGACAAUCAUGUUGGACGAUUUUAAUGUUCCUCCGUCAGAACCACGAUCAGACCAGGAAACAACCAAACCCUGUUCCGGUGUGACCCUGUUAUAUACGGCUCUGGGCUGUCUAACGCUGGUUAUGUAUGGUUGUGGUUUUGAUCGAACCCCGUUAACGUAUGGCUCUGGUGCUGAUGAGAACAUUAUUGUAAUGAAAGCUUUUAUUUAUGUUGUAUGAUUCCAAAAUACUACAAAUAAAAAUCUGUAUACACUCUU